Molecule: messenger RNA, 1026 nt
Organism: Galleria mellonella (greater wax moth)
Lineage: Eukaryota; Metazoa; Arthropoda; Insecta; Lepidoptera; Pyralidae
Exons: 5
Coding region: 115-1026 (303 amino acids)
Source: RefSeq, a predicted model, not a curated record
AAAAAUAUAAAGAAUAAUAUUGUAUACGAUAAAUAAGACAACACGAGAAAAUUAAAAAACAAAUUGUAGAAAGUUUAAAUUAAUUUAAAUAAUAAAAAAAUAUUAACGUCUAAGAUGAAAACGGAUAAAAACAUGCAUUCUAAGUCUAUUGAGUAUCUCUCGAAAGAUAUAAUCGAUGAGGACUUAUUGAGAUCUUUUGAACCCAUCCGACGACUGCAAUUUAUAAUGGGCUCUUGCCGUGUCGACGGCAGACAUAGAUUCGUAACUGCACCGACGUUAUAUCAAAGAUUAUAUUCGAUUUUACUAUUAAUUUUAGUAUUAUUAGUAAAUUUCAAAUUGAUUUCAAUAAUAUACAGCAUUUUUCAUAAUUAUCAAGCCCUAGUAUUUACAAUUUUAUUUGAAACAAGUCACUAUUCAAAUUUGAUGGUAUAUUUUGCUAUGCAUCUGCGUGUCAUAAAUCGUAUAUUAAAGAAUUAUUUGAAAGAAGAAUUUAAAGAGGACAUCAUAGAUCUCACAGUACCAUUCAGUAGUGGUUACUAUGUCAAAGUACUUUUCGAACAAAUUGAAAUGAAAAACUACGACCUAAAAUCAUUCGAUGUUUACGCGUAUUUGAAGAAAUUGCUAAGUGUUUUCUCUCACUAUCAGAAAAUGUAUAUGUUUCAGUGUGUCAAAUUUGUUGUAUGCGGUGUGUCAUCAUUUCAAUUUAUACUUCUACUUGUACAAAACAACGUAAGUGUUUUUAUACAACCAACUAUACAUACAUCUACAAUAUUAGUACUAUGUCUUCGGUGCGAACUAUUUCUCAACGAGUUAAAAUUAUCUAAACAACUGUCAAUUUCUGUAAUGUCGUAUCAUAUGUACGGACCAAUAAGAGAAAAGGCGAAAAAGAUAUACAAAAUAUUGGAUGAAACUCCACCUACGUUCAUGGUUUACGACAUGUGGGAAAUGAAUGCGCGCCUUUUGAUCCAGUUUGGCAAAAUUCUAACCGGACUAUAUGUGACUUUGCUGCAAUUUGCUUUUCUUUAA